Molecule: messenger RNA, 796 nt
Organism: Salvelinus namaycush (lake trout)
Lineage: Eukaryota; Metazoa; Chordata; Actinopteri; Salmoniformes; Salmonidae
Product: 14-3-3 protein beta/alpha-A-like
Exons: 4
Coding region: 134-781 (215 amino acids)
Biological process (GO): signal transduction
Cellular component (GO): cytoplasm
Source: RefSeq, a predicted model, not a curated record
GUUUCUGGGGUGUGAUUGGAGGGAAACCCCGUGUACUACAUUCAGACAGGUUGUGAGAGAAUCAGCUGUGUAACGUAGCUAGCUAGCCAGACCGACAACACCACUAUCCCUUUGCACUCAGUCCUGAGUAGCCAUGGUUGACAAGAGCGAGGUGGUUCAGAAGGAGCUGGUCCAGAAGGCCAAGCUGGCGGAGCAGGCCGAGCGCUACGAUGACAUGGCGGCCUCCAUGAAGGCUGUAACGGAGGAAGGCACCCAGUUAUCCAACGAGGAGCGGAACCUCCUCUCUGUGGCCUAUAAGAACGUGGUGGGCGCCCGGCGCUCCUCCUGGAGGGUCGUGUCCAGCAUCGAGCAGAAGACUGAGGGCAGCGAGAAGAAGCAGGCCAUGGCCAAGGAGUACAGGGAGAAGAUAGAGAAGGAGCUGAAGGAGAUCUGUAAUGAUGUGCUGGGUCUUCUGAACCAGUUCCUCAUCCCCAAUGCUACUCCGGCCGAGAGCAAAGUGUUCUAUUUGAAAAUGAAGGGAGAUUACUACCGCUACUUAGCCGAGGUGGCGGUUGGAGAGGAGAAAGCCGCCAUCAUCGGUAACUCCCAGGAGGCCUAUAAGGAUGCGUUUGAGAUCAGCAAGAAGGACAUGCAGCCCACCCACCCUAUUCGUCUGGGUCUGGCUCUCAACUUCUCUGUCUUCUAUUACGAGAUCCUCAACUCCCCCGAGCAGGCCUGCAAACUGGCCAAGACGGUACGUGGUUAUCAGCCCAUCCAAGAUGGCCGCUUGAUGACGGGUUGACAGUCCUGAUAGGGC